Blumeria graminis f. sp. triticale is the source of this 1608-nucleotide messenger RNA. The record is from the annotation of a GenBank genome assembly. Lineage: Eukaryota; Fungi; Ascomycota; Leotiomycetes; Helotiales; Erysiphaceae.
AUGAUAAUUCAAAGUAAUAUCGUAUCACGCAGCCGAAAUAAAACAUGCAGACUCCUGUCAAUUUUGGAUCGAUUCCAGCAGCACUCUCAUCCUGGAAAUUCACGGAACUUCAACGCAGGAGCGCCUAUUCAAACACCAACACCGAUAAAUACUAAUCUCAGAUCUUUCACAAAUGACCUAGAUCUCAUAUGUCCGAGUUUUAGGAUAGAUAGUUCACAGAUAGAGAUUUUGUCCACUCCAACUGAGUUUUACAGCAAUCUAAAGGCUAAGAUUCUUGGUGCGGAGAAGCGUAUCUUCUUGACAACCUUAUAUAUAGGGGCAUCUGAAAAAGAACUAAUUUCGUUACUUCAGAAUGUAUUACGAAGAAAGCCAGAUCUGAAAGUGAGUAUUCUUACCGACGCAUUACGAGGAACGAGAGAGUCACCGGCUAUAUCAUGCGCAAGUCUAAUCGCACCGUUGGCACUCGAGUUUGGCCAUUUAAGAGUAGAAUUACGAAUGUACCACACUCCUAACUUAGUGGGAAUAAAGAAACGAUAUCUUCCAAAGCGAAUUAACGAGGGCUGGGGACUUCAGCAUAUGAAGCUCUAUGGAUUUGACAACGAAAUAAUAAUUUCCGGUGCUAAUCUUUCCCAUGACUACUUCACAAACCGGCAAGAUCGAUACCACAUAUUCUAUUCUGAAGAGAUCGCUAAUCACUUUUAUCGACUUCACAUGAUUAUCUCGAGCCUCAGUUAUUUAGUUAAACCAGAUUCGGAGCUAGCCGCGGGAUACUCGCUUGAAUGGCCAGUAUCGAACACUGUACCGUCACCACUUUCUUCUCCCACUGAAUUUGUUAAUAGAGCCUCCAAUCUACUUCUACCAAUUAUCCGACCCUCAGAGGUACUAAGAGCUCCAAAACAUGAAUCUGACACCAUCGUAUAUCCUCUAUCCCAACUUACGUCGCUAUUUCCCUCCUGCGCGGAUGCUUCGACCGAAUUAUCAGCUAUUUCAUCACUUCUUUCCAAACUUUCAACUCCUCAAUUCAAGACAUCCUCGUGGACCUUCACAGCUGGAUAUUUCAAUCCAAUUCCAAAAUUAACCAGCUUACUCCUUGCUACGGCUUCGACAAAUAAUAACAUUAUUACUGCUUCUCCCUGGGCAAAUGGAUUCUAUGGUUCCAAGGGUAUUUCUGGGCUACUGCCGCCUGCCUACACGUUACUUUUAUCACGCUUCUUGAAAGAAAUCAUUCGAAAAAGAAGAAAAGACGAUAUAUCUCUAAAGGAAUGGCGACGUGGAACAGCAGGACAACCAGAUGGAUGGACAUAUCACGCCAAAGGCCUUUGGAUCUCUCUUUCACCCAAGACAGAGCAGGGCAGAUUAGAUGUUAACAUAAGUGUGAUUGGAAGCAGUAACUUUACACAACGAAGUUACUGCCUUGACCUCGAGGCAGGGGUAGUAAUUGUCACAAGUAACAAGGACCUAAUGGCGCGAUUGGGGAAAGAGCGAGAUAACCUAAGCGAACAUGCUGGAGAGAUUGGUUCAGAAGAGUUUAAGAAAGUGGAACGUAAGGUUAAGUUAAAAGUGCGCCUUGCUAUGUGGAUCGUCAAAUUAGCUGGUGGAGCUCUGUAA